Molecule: messenger RNA, 1883 nt
Organism: Ceratosolen solmsi marchali
Lineage: Eukaryota; Metazoa; Arthropoda; Insecta; Hymenoptera; Agaonidae
Product: free fatty acid receptor 4-like
Exons: 6
Coding region: 419-1807 (462 amino acids)
Biological process (GO): G protein-coupled receptor signaling pathway
Cellular component (GO): plasma membrane
Molecular function (GO): G protein-coupled receptor activity
Source: RefSeq, a predicted model, not a curated record
UUAUGUUGAAACUGAAAAAUAAUAGGAACUUUUAAUCAAGUUCUUCGUCAUGUAACACGAAACGACAGAGUAUUGUAAUUAAUGUGCUAUGCUUUAAUUGGCUUAUUUGGACGUAUGCAUACGUUCUCGAUUAAAAUAUCACAUUACUGUUCUUAUAUUUCACUUGAUAUCAGUAAUACAAGUCAAUUAUAGAUAAAGCAAUAUGAGCAACUAAAUAAUGACGUAAAAGGAGAAAACUAUUUGAAAUUUGAUAAUACAUUAAAAUACAAUUACUCACAAAUAAACGGUAAAAAAAAUAUAUAAAAGAUGAAUAUAAAGGAAAUAUAUAGAAGCAUGUCUCUGUGCUGAGAUAAGGAGUUGUAUCGCAUAGUAAACGAAAGUAAAAAGAAAAGAGAAAAUCAACUAGGAAGCUACAAAUAUGAAUACGUCGUAUCUUUUAGGAGAGGAUGAGGAAUGGGGUCGCAGAUAUUAUUUUACUUACUACAGCGAAUUCGGAGAUAGAAAGGGAAUCAGCGGCAUCGAGGUUAUUCUGCUGGCGAUAAGUUUUGUGGUGGCCGUUGGUGCAAACCUCAUCAUCGCCGUUUGUGUCCUCGGAUACCGGGAGAUGCGAACUCCUACGAACCUGUGCCUCGUGAACCUUGCCGCGGCUGAUCUUUUAUUCGCUCUGGGUGUUCCUGCGGUCGCAUACACAAGACUCACGCACUCUUGGAAAUUGGGCGAAAUCGUUUGCCGUAUGUUACCAUAUUCGCAAUUCGUCUGUGGAUUUGUGCUACUCUGGACAUUAACGUUGAUAUCGAUGGAUCGGCAUCGGUGUCUUGUUGUGGCCCCCUAUCGGAGCGGCCUAACUUGCACAAAGGUCGUAGCUGCUAGCUUCGUCACCUGGACCAUCGCAGCAUCCCUCUUUCUGCCAACAGUAUUCUGGUUCAAGCCAAAGGAGGUUUUGGAUGGCUCGACCAUAUGCACUCUCGUUUUUCCCCGAAGUGAAAUACUCAAUAUAUCGCUUUGUUUUACAAUUCCAAUAAUCGUAAUUGCCUGUAUCUUGCCCAUGAGUUUGCUAGUCUAUCAUUAUCAACGGAUCUUUCAGAGAAUACUUAAUACGAGAAACAGAUGGGCCGUCUCAUGCGUAGCUCAGGGUUUGGAGACGGAUUCGAAUCGUCGACGGGACUCGGAGCUAUCGGUAAUUGGGAUUUUAGUAUUGUGGGCCGGUCGAAAAACAUCCUCGGCUUCGGUGACGGGCAGUAGCGGUGUCGUGAAUCGCCAAGGUCGCACUGGUAGUCUGUCCCAGCACGAGGAGAUCAGACUGCACAAGCACCUACGAGUUGUGCGCAUUCUCCUACUAAAUGUCAUGGCGGUACUCGUCAUGUGGCUGCCAAUAACCGUAGUUAUGAUGCUUAUUUACUUGGACGGUCGGAGACCCACCGAGGACACAAAUUUCUUUUUAAGAUCCCAUCACUUUAUCUGGGCACUGGUGAUAGCGCAGUUCAACACGGUCGUGAAUCCUCUCCUUUAUGGAGUGUUUUCGGAAAACUUUCGCUCGCGCUUCGGCAAACUUUGGAAACGGGAUCCGGGUGAGAAUGUUGGUAACGCCAACUGUACAAUCAGUGCUGAACGCGGUAGUGGCCAUUAUUCCAGGAGUGCUAAAACCAAUAACACCAGCAAGUCUUUAGAGGCGCUUCAAGAUAGACUCGCCAUUAAAACAUCAGUCAGUGUCUUUCGAAGCACCAACUACUCAUCAGCGAAACCCACUAAGCCUUCCAACAGCACCAUCCAAAGUAUCACCGAAAUUUCGACGUCCGAACGACUUUAAUCCCUGUUCUCUCGUACAUAUAACAAUAAGUCUCGUAAGCUACUCUACUGCCACCAUUUCAUUAAGUAAUGGCAAU